AUAUUUGAAAAUAGUACGAUUAAAUUAGUCUUUUGUAAUGAUUUCAUAGUGUCUGAAGUUUAAUUUAUCAAGCUGUACAAUUUCAUCUGAGUUAAAAUGGCACCUAUUGACGCCGAUAUACCGCAAGCGGUCGGGAAACCGAAUCCGCGGAAUAAUCCAGUUAUGUUUAAAAUAUUUCAAAACGUUCAGUAUAAUGUAGUUCAACAUAAGAAAUAUGUAAAAGAAAUGAUAAAACUUUACAAGAAGAUUGAACAGGAUUUCUUUAGGGAAAGUUUUAAGAAUGCCCUUCAUUAUUUAUUUACUUUUGGAGAUACGAGUGCUAAUGUUGACCGUGUUGUUCAAUUUGUGGCAACCUUUUGCACUUCUCUUGAUGAUGAAGAAGAAUUUCUUAUGUUUAUUUUUGAAAUUAUUUUUGAUUGUCAGUGUGUAUCAGGCCAGUCUGUAAGAUACAGAGCUAGUCAAUUGCUGGCAGCUGUACUCUCAGCUCUCGGAGAUGAUGCAUCCUUGGAUGAUGAUUUGUGCGAUAAACUUUUGGCAUCACAGAUGCAACGUCUGCAAGACACACGUGGUGCAGUGAGAUGUCGGGCUGCCUUAGCCCUUCAGCGUCUACAGAAUCCAAUGGAACCAGAUGAUGAAGUCACUAGAGCAUAUCGUUUUCAUAUGAGCUGUGAUCCUAGUUCAUCCGUGCGAAGAGCUAUAGUGAUGUCGAUUGCAAAGUGCACUCGAAAUGUUCCAUUUGUUCUGGAGCGACUUUGUGAUGUAGACGAAGCUGUACGCCGCGCUGCUUUCUUGUACAUAUCUGCUAUUAAUGUUACACAAUUGAGAGUCAAACAAAGAGUACUUACAUUGAAGGUGGGUCUGAACGAACGCAGUCAGCGCGUACGUCGGGUCGUUGAAGAGAUAUUGAUACCGGGCUGGCUCAGUACAUUCCAUGGCAAUAUUAUAGAUCUACUUAAGGCAAUACGAUUGGACAAUACACAUGAUGCUAAGGAUUCUCAAUAUGUUGCAGGAAAACUUUUAGAAUCACUGUUUAAGCGUCUACCGAUAUCGGAGCUACUAGAAUGGUUACCAACUGAUAAGACUCUACGACUCAUUCCCGCUGAGAAGUUAAAUAAAGAAAGUGCUUGGUAUUGGCGUCAUCUUGCUGAACAUUUACAGAAGAUCGAUGAUGAUGAAACAUUAGAGACGGUGCUACCUGAUCUUGUCGUUUUAACUGGAUAUAUAAGAGCAAUCGUGGAAUCACCAUGUCCAUCAGAGAAGGAGGACCCGGUGGGUUUCAGCACUCGGCAGUACGUGCUGCAGGAGCUGGGCUGUCUGCUGCGCGUGUACGACGCCGGAGACCCGGCCGGGCGCUCUGCGCUGCAGACACUCGUCACUGAUACGCUCACAGGCGACUACGGUCCACUGAACGCGGACGUCAUCCGCGCGUUCGUGUCGGGCCUGGAGCUGGUGGUGCCGGAGGUGUCGACGCGCAUGGAGGUGGUGUGCGGCGUGGUGUCGGCGCUGCGCGAGCCGCCCGAGCCCGACGACGAGCCCGCGCCCGCGCCGCCCGUCGACUGCACCGAGCUCAAGCUGCAGAGAGCUAGACUACGCGUCUCUUUAAACGUCGCAAUCGAAGCGCAAGAAGAAGCCGUAAGAGAUGAAAACUACGCCCUUGCCGCUGAAUGUAAGGCUAAAGUGGCAGAUAUUCAAAAGAAAUUGGAGGAUUUGAAUAUUCAAACGAAGUCACCACCACCGCAACCAUUGUCUACUAUAAAAGAAAAACAAUGCGAUGCGGACACCUUAAAUAAAUGCUUAACGAUAUUGAACUGUGCGCUGGACACGCCACAGCUAACAGCGAUUACGCCGAUCCUGAAGUUGAUGUUCAGUGAACUAGAGGCGGAAAUAUUUCAAAAUCCAGAUAUUUUAGAGAAUGCUCUCGAAACUGUUGCCUUAUUUGGAAUGCUCGACAAAGAGUUCGCGAGAGACCACAAAGCGUUUUUCUUUGCUAAUCUAAUAGACACAACAAACGAGCCAAUUGUAACGACAGUAUUGAAGUGCAUAGUGGACCUGCUUUGUGUGCACGGCGCGCGAGUGUUCGAGGACGACGACGCUCCAGAGGAAUCCAAGGUGGACGUACCGAAGAAACGGAACACACUCACCAUAAGCGCUGAUGACGACGAUGCCACAUUAUCUGAAUCUGCAUUAUCACUUUCACAAGCACACAGUACAGUCAUCGAACUUCUUUUAAAAAUAAUGGACAGUGCUUGUCCGGCAUACAGGUUGAUAAUAGUGGAAGGUCUAUGUCGUCUGAUAUAUCUCGGUCAUCUCGAAUCACCGACUAUACUCAGCAGGUUAAUAUUGCUCUGGUUUAACCCCGCUACAGUCGAUGAAGAUAAUCUACGACAGACUAUAGGGGUAUUCUUUCAAACUUUCCCCGUGUGCGUCGAUGGAUCGCAAGAACAGAUACAGAAAGCUACAUUGCCAACUCUCCGAGCAUUAGCAAAUGCACCGUCAAGCUCUCCUAUAGCAGAAAUAGACCAGGAGGCGGUCGUCAGAUUCAUCGUCUCUCUGACAAGAGUAAACCAUGAGAUGUCAGACGCCCAGGGCGCGCUGGCGCUGGAGCUGUGCGGGCGGCUGGCGCGGCGGCCGGCGUGCGCGGAGGCGGCGCUGGCGUGCCGCGCGCUGGCGCUGCUGGCGCCGCCCGCCGCGCCGCGCGUCGCCGCCGACCUGGCGCGCGCGCUGCCGCCGCUCAUCGCGAAAUUACCAGAUAAGCAAUCGUGUCGAAACCUGACUCGCUAUCUCGGCUCCUUGGAAGCGAUGGGACGAACUAGUCUUAAUAAAUUGUCUACAGGAACCGAAGGUAUUACUCAGCCAGAUGAUACUACUAUGGAUACUUUCGGAAGAAUAACCACUUCUUUGCCUCAACCAAUAGCUAGAAGCACUCACAUGGUAGUCAAUGAAACUGUGGAAGAAGAGGUAGAGAUUGACGAGACCUCACCCACUGAAGCCGUGUCAAGGAUAUCGGAGGAACACAGCCAAGCAUCAGAAGAAAGGAAAUCUCUCCCAAAAAAUGAUGCGAAAACCACAGCUAAUUUAGAGGCAUCGGACGCCGCUUCGGAAGAAAGUAGCGGCGUUUCACCUGUCAAAAAAGUUAAGGUUACUAAAUGCAAGAAAAAGAAAAUGUCUUUAACAAGAUCGAGCUCUGAGUCUACAGAUAGCAAAAAUCGUAAUAAAAAAGGUCAGAAGCAAGUCAAAGAGCAGGAACAAAAUGAAAAAGGCGUUAAACGAAGCCGAUCACAGCGCUCUCUUGUGGAUGUAGAUAGAGCUAAAAAAAAUCUAAAAUCCAAGAAAGAAAUAGCCGUACAGCAAUCGCCGCCAUCAGAUGACCUUGACGUAUCCAAUGUAACCGUGCGCAGAUCGACUCGGAGCAUGCAGUCUUGUUCCAGUUCUGAUUCCGCUGGAUCGGGUAAAAAGAAGAAUGGCAAAAAGACACAGAAAAUAACGGAGGAAUCUCGUCGAGUGACGCGCUCGUCGGACAGGACCAGUGCGAGCUUCACUAACAACUCCGCAGACGAAACCGAACUGCACACCAUCGUCUACGAUAACGAUAUCGAACAAGAACUUCUAGACGAUUCCAGUGAACUAAUGAACAGUCGACAAUCGUCAAAGGCUAACAUCACCAUUCCUGAAACGCCAGACGGUAGCGAGGAAUCGGACUCUGAACCAGAACCUCCUACGAAAGGAAAAGGAAAACGCAAAGGAAAAAAGUAAAAAUUAUAUAUAUUAAUACAUUUAAAACAUUGUAUAUUUAAAUAAUAAAAUAUUUUUUCUUAAACCUAUUUAUCUUAAAAAUAGUUCAUAAAUAUGAAUCUAUAUCACAUUUAAU
Molecule: messenger RNA, 3868 nt
Organism: Nymphalis io (European peacock)
Lineage: Eukaryota; Metazoa; Arthropoda; Insecta; Lepidoptera; Nymphalidae
Gene: Cap-G
Product: condensin complex subunit 3
Exons: 28
Coding region: 97-3753 (1218 amino acids)
Biological process (GO): mitotic chromosome condensation
Cellular component (GO): condensed chromosome; cytoplasm; condensin complex
Source: RefSeq, a predicted model, not a curated record